Gadus macrocephalus (Pacific cod) is the source of this 1170-nucleotide messenger RNA. Its product is annotated as MICOS complex subunit MIC26-like. The record is from RefSeq and is a predicted model, not a curated record. The coding region runs from base 1 to 597 and encodes 198 amino acids. Gene Ontology annotation, cellular component: MICOS complex. Gene Ontology annotation, biological process: cristae formation. NCBI's taxonomy places the organism in Eukaryota, Metazoa, Chordata, Actinopteri, Gadiformes, Gadidae. The transcript has a single exon.
AUGGACUACACCGCUCGGAUCAGGCUCAAGGUGACAGGCACCACUACUACAACUCAAAUGCUGCCCGCCGUGUUCGCUACCACAGAGGACAACAAACCAGUCCCCAUAGUGGUAGACAGAGAUGCCCUAUCUCUGUACACUACCCCAAAAGAAACGUUCAACUAUGUGGAGACGGAGGCAGGCAAAUUGGAGAGCGGUAUCGCCAGCAUAAGGACGUCCCUGGAGCCCUAUUCGGCAUGGUGUCAAGACGUCAAUGGAAACAUAAGACCCAAAGUUCAGCGAGUCACCCGCUUUGGAAACGAGGUCUGUGCUUAUUUAAGACAGCCACCGGAUGGUUUCUACCCCCGAGCUGGAAUCAUUGGUUUCGCCGGUGUGGUGGGAUUUUUUCUUGCCAGAGGAUCUAGAAUAAAAAGGAUAAUCUACCCUGCCGGCCUGAUUGCCAUUGGUUCGACCCUCUACUACCCGGAACAAGCGGUGGCGAUCGGGAAGUCCACAGGGGACUCCGUGUACGACUGCGCUCUCCAGGGUUAUGUUGCCCUUGAUAAGUUGGUGAGGCCCGGGAAAAAACAAAACAGCCCUUCGGACCCCAAACCAUGAUCACAGACUUGCGUCGAAUUCCGAGUCGACAUGCUGCAAGAUAACUAUUUGAGUUAUCGAUCGAUGGACUAACUAUACUGACUCGUCCGUCUUGGUUUUGGAUUAAUGUCUGAGGUGGGAUACUGCCUCUGUCAAGGGCUUUAAACUUGAUUAAAUUAUUUCAGAUCUAAUAUUUAUCUGCUCUUAAUAAAAUCUUAAUUUCAGUUUACACUUGCGUCAAUUAUUUCAGCAUCAUCAAGUUCAAAUGUCAAUAAAGCAGAAUAUCACUGUUCAAAUUACAUGAAACUAUUCAUUCUGUUCGAAGUGAGUCUAUUUAAGAUUAACAUUCAUCCUAGCAGUCAAACAACCAAAGUCGACUGCAUGUACUUUACAUUAUAAACAAACAGAACAAUGUCAUACAUACGUGGAUGUUUAAUAUCUUUAUUUGCCUCAUCACGAAAAAGUAUACAAAAUUUAAAUUAUUAACCAUUCCAAAAAAAAAAAGUUAUUGUUCCAACUUUUACAGAAGCACCAGCUUCUCAUUCAGGGCGAUUUGAGCUUGGGUGAGGUUGGACAAAUAGGUCACCAUCAACA